AUGGCACCGCUGAUUGCUGCAGGAAAGCGACGACAGUUGAACGAAGAAGACGUUUGGUUUCUUCCAUUUGAGUUUCAGCACCAUAGGCUGCACGAGAGGUUUAGUCGGCUCAAAGGGUCAGUGCUUAGCCGGGUGCUACAAGCGAAUGGAAUUGACCUGCUCAUCUUGACACUGAUUUGGUUUGUGAGAACAGCUUGCGAUUCCUCUUCACCACUUCUCCUGCAGAAGCUCCUACAGGUUACCAAAGACCCAGCCAUUCCUAAGCGGAUGCCUCUUACGUAUGCAUUCUUAACGAUGAUGAUCCGUGUGGUUGGAGCACAAGUGCAAGUCUUAAAUCUUUGGUAUGGUAGACGAUGCUACGAGAGAAGCCGUGGCGAGAUGAUCAUGAUGGUUUAUGAAAAGGCUUUGUCAAGGAAGAACGUGUCCGGUCAAAAGCUUCAAGCGGAAUCUUCUGGGGCCACUCGCGAAACCGAAGAGCCUCCGGGCGAGUACGCGGAUGAUGGGAAGAAGUCAGCCAAGAAGAGAAGAGCCCCGUGGUGGAAUCCAUUCAAAUCAAGUAGAACCAGCGACAGCGGCACAGAAUCAAACGAGGCUGCAUCAAUGGGAAAAAUAUUGAACCUUAUCCAAGGGGAUGUCUACGAGAUUUCCGAGCGAUUUUGGCAGUUUGAUUCUCUACUCGAUGCUACCCUCGGGCUGAUUAUUGCCAUUUUCCUAGUGUGGAGCCUACUUGGGCCGUCAUGUCUACUCGGUGUCGUCACUGUGCUAGUCGCUCAGGUUCUCAACGCCUUCAUCACCUGGAUACUGGUUCGCUGGGAGCGGGUAAGAAGAAAAGCGACGGACUCUCGACUUCGAAUUACUUCUCAAUUUGUCGAAGCAAUCCGUCACCUGAGAUGGUAUGGAUGGCAGAAACACUGGCUAAAUCAGGUCGCGGACGCCAGAAAACACGAACUACGUCUGCGCAUCAUUACGGGCGUCUGGGGAAUUAUGCUUGGGGUAGUUAGUUCCCUUUCCAGCGGAUUGUUUCCCGUUGUGGCCCUCUAUGCCUAUACUGUCUUGGCUCAGCAACAGUUGAGUAUCGAUAUCAUUUUCCCUGCUUUGCAUCUUUUCACCAUGCUGGAGAUACGCAUUCAACGUAUCCCAAACCUAAUUACUAUUUUUAUGAACGCCUCAGUUGCGCUGGGAAGGAUCGAAGAUUUCAUGUCAGAACCAGACAAGGAAACGGAGCCAUCCGAUGAUUCUUUUUAUGCCUGGCCCGGGACUGACGCUCCUGUUCUUUCGGAUCUAUGUGUUACGAUUCCCGAGGGCUUGACUGUUGUUUCAGGGAAGGUUGGCUCUGGGAAGACGGCUUUCCUGCCAGCGCUACUCGGCGAAAUGGAUAAAACAACAGGUGUCUCUCAUAUUCCUAAUCAUAUGACUAGUUACUUCGCCCAAACACCAUGGUUACAAAGCAUGAGCAUUCGAGAAAAUAUUCUGUUCUCAUUACCAUAUGAUGAGAGACGUUAUAAACUAGUUUUGGAUGCCUGUUGCCUAGGUCAAGAUAUGGCUAGCUUUAAACAUGGGGAUCUAACUCUUAUUGGAGAGAACGGCACUGGGCUUUCUGGCGGCCAAAAGGCAAGUGUCGCGCUUGCAAGAGCUGUAUACAGCUCAGCUAAAGUUCUUCUUCUUGAUGAUCCCUUGUCAGCCCUCGAUUUUAACACCGCAGAGGCAGUGGUCAGCAAAUGUCUGUCUGGACCUUUAAUGCAGAACCGAACCGUUGUCCUUGUUACUCACCGCACAACGCUGGUUCACAGUCUUGCGCAACAAAUCAUUAGCAUCGACGACGGACGGGCUACAACGUAUGAUAAGGAAUAUAUCCGUUCAAUGCUGAUCGGGGAUAACACUCGGGAAGGAACCCCGACAGAUGACACAACGCAAACAGCGCCUGAAAGCCCUGUUGACGAGCUUUCGGAGACAGUGCCUGACAAAUUCAUCGAGGAAGAACAUCGGGCCAAAGGGGGGGUUAAGGGCAGUGUUUAUUGGGGCUACAUCAAGGCGGGCAAACUCAGAUGGUGGGCUGUGCUCGUUGUUGUCUUGACAGUCUACCGCUUGUCCGCGGGCGAAGCGUAUGAGAAGGAGCAGGUAUUAAUGCGCUUCAUGGGCAGCAAUCACGGCAUGUCCAAUAUUGAUAGGUCUCAGUCUCAGUCUCUUCCUGCCGUGGAAGCUUUUAUCCUCCCCACGACACCCUCCGACACAUUCCCACGGCCCGCUGACGAUGUUCGCCCGUGGCUCUGGGCUUUUCUUGCCAUCACCACGCUCCAAACCAUCAACCUCCUACUCGCAUCCCUUGUAAUGGUUGUCGUCGUAUACUAUGCCAGCAAAACAAUGUUUACCCGAGCCAUGGUGCGUGUGAGCUCGGCGACAUUCAGAUACUUCGAUGUGACGCCAAUAGGCCGACUGAUGAACCGCCUCACCUCAGAUAUUGGCGUUGUGGAUGGCAACAUCAGCCAGCAGUUCAGGCUAUUCAGCUUCAUGGCGAUCACCUGGGUAACCUCCGUCGUAGUGAUUGCAUCUAUUACUCCGAGUUUCUUAGCGUUCACGGUGGUGCUGACCGCCCCGCUGAUGUCGAGUUUUGGCGAGCUUCUACAUGGCUUGACUACCGUCCGUGCGUUCCACGCGGAGAAACGGUUCAUGGAUCGAGUCAUUGGCGUCGUUGAUAAAUUCCAAGGCAUGGACCACUUCUAUUGGUCCCUGCAGGCCUGGUUGACAUAUCGCUUCCAAAGCCUGUCUGCCAUGUCGAUUUUCUGCCUUACUAUAUUGGCUCUCUAUACCGGUAUCUCCGCGGGCAUGAUUGCGUUUGUCCUCGUCGCGGCAGACGGCUUUGUCGUAUCUAUCAAGUCCCUGUACCUACAGUAUGGCCAGAUCCAGAUGGAUUUCGUGUCUGUGGAGAGGGUUGACGAACUGUGUCAUGUCGAGCAGGAGCCGUCCGGCAGCAUUGAGCCACCAGCUGCGUGGCCCCGUUUCGGCUCCGAUAUGGUCGUUGAAGACGCGACUGUGCGUUACGCACCUCAUCUCGACCCGUCUCUGUUGAACAUUUCCCUUCGGAUCCCGGGAGGAUCCUCUACCGCCGUGAUGGGCCGCACGGGGAGCGGCAAGUCGACCCUGGCUCUGUCUCUCCUGAACGUCGUACGCCCGGACUCCGGUCGCAUUCUGAUCGAUAACAUCGACAUCGCCAAGGUGCGUGCACACGCAGGCCCUGCGGCAGCGCGUCACCUUCGCGACUACUCCGAUGCCGAGUGUGCGGAUGUCCUCCGCCGCGUUUGCCAGAACCAGAACAGGCACGGGUGGACGCUGGAUACAGACGUCGAGGCGGGCGGUCGCAACCUUAGCCACGGCCCGCGCCAGCUAAUCGGCCUGUCAAGAGCGGUGCUGCGACGGAGCCCCAUCGUCAUUCUCGACGAGGCGACGGCGUCGAUUGACCAUGAGAGCUCCCUAGAGAUCCAGCAGAUUAUCCGCGAGGAGCUGAGGGACUCGACUGUUGUGACGAUCGCGCACCGGCUAGAAGCUAUCAAGGAUGCGGAGUAUUUUGUUGUGUUGGAGGAUGGCAAGCUUGCCAGGCAUGGGUAUGUCACGGAGCCCAAGGGGAAGGGGGGGGAGUGA
This is a messenger RNA of Blastomyces dermatitidis ER-3, 3636 nucleotides long. Its product is annotated as ATPase. The record is from RefSeq and is a predicted model, not a curated record. Gene Ontology annotation, biological process: transmembrane transport. Gene Ontology annotation, cellular component: fungal-type vacuole; membrane. Gene Ontology annotation, molecular function: ATP binding; ATP hydrolysis activity; ABC-type peptide transporter activity. Bases 1 to 3636 code for a protein of 1211 amino acids. The transcript is spliced from 6 exons. NCBI's taxonomy places the organism in Eukaryota, Fungi, Ascomycota, Eurotiomycetes, Onygenales, Ajellomycetaceae.